UUAUACACGAACAAAACGUAUGGUUAAUAAAUCAAUCAUGCAUGUAAUUACUGAAAAAUUUUCCCCAUUAAAGUUUCAACAAGUUGGUAAGUAGCUGCGAUACGACUGCCGAGUUUAGUGAUUGUGGAUUAAACGGGCGUAAGUUUCGCUUCCAUUCAAUGACGCAAGCUGCUGCAGCUAUCGAUACCAAACCGUGAAUCGAUUUAUGAACAACGCAAGAAACAGAAGCCAAGGACUAGCUACGUACGAUGGCUGAACAGUGCGAUGAAAACUUGCUGGAUGAGGAUUUCGGGGACGAGGAAUACGAGCUGGGAAAUGACGAAGAGGAAGCGCUGCUAGCGGAUGACUAUGAACUUGAGACGCAGAGUAGCUAUAAGGGAGAAGAGGAAACAGAUGACGUGUUGGAUUUAGGCGUUACCGAUGCUCUCGACGACUUAGAGGGGGAAGAAGAAAAUGUAAAUUAUAGCGGUGUUACCGAUAACCGUAACCAUAACAACUAUUAUGAAGAGCAACACGAGAACGCAGUCAUUUAUCAUUACGGACAGCACGAUUACGAAGAGAAUGUCGGCGGUGAGGGUGAAAAUAUGGGAAGUGUUUCCAGCAAGCCAGAUCUUAGAGAAAAAUUACAAAAGAGUGCACAAAAAGAUUUCUACGUCGGUAACGGCCAGGGAAUGGAGGACGACGACUGCGAAGAGGCCAAAGAACGGCGGAAUAGAUUUCAAAACGAAAGGACCAUCAUUUCUCCAAAGAUGAACAACGAGAUUCCAGAUUCCUUGGAAAAUGUCGUAACGUCAGAACAGUCACGCCCAUCGUUCAGGGGCAGAGGCAGGGGCAGGGGAAUCAGAGGGAGCAGGGGCGGCAGGUUCAUUGUGCAGAAUAUUCAAACUUUCAAUCCAAGAUUCAAUGGCCCGCGAGUCCCAAUGCAAUUCGAAAACCAACGACCACAGUAUCGAGCGCCGUUACUUGAGAACAGACCACAGUAUGCGCCUCCCGUACCGCGAAUGAAUAUACCAAAUCAGCCAAUAACGCCCUUUCCGCAAAAUAAUGCACAAAUGGUUCCACCGUAUGGGCAAUUUUCAUUGAACGGACCUCAGCAACACCCAAGGCCGCAAUUUGUAGAGAAUAGACCGCCGUUCAAUCCUAAUCAGUUUCAAGGGAUGAUCGGACCACCGGGUCCAAGAUUAAUGGGACCGAGACCAGAGUUCGACCCUCGCGGUCCGCUGCUCGGUCCUGCACCCCAGCAAAACUAUCCGCCCAAUCAGCAGCCGCCUCCUCAGUUUAUUAUACACAAUCAACCGCAGCAUUUUCAAAAUCAAGGACAACCGAUUCAGGGAAAUCCAGGACCCAUGCCUAUGCAAGGAAACCAAGUGCCUGUCCUACCAGUUAAUCAGGGCCCUCCAAUGCAGGGGAACCAGCGUCCCAUGAUGCAACCCCAUCAGGGCGUUCCUCUUCUCAGAAAUCCCGGAGCGUUGAUGCCCGGACAUUUGCGUCCGCCGAUUCACAACCAAAUUCCAGUUAUGCAGAGCCAUCCUAAUACCCCGAAUUUACCCAAUCCAGUCACGUUUGAAAAUGUACCACCUUAUCAAGAUCCGCAUUUCUGUCAGGAGGGUAGACCUGUUUACGAUUCGAGACCAGUUUACAACGAUCAACCUCCGCCAAAUCAGUAUAAUAACGGACCUCCUGCACCACCUGCGCAGCGGACACCUGGAAAUGUACCCAACCCACUUCCGCCUGGUCACAAAAUAUUGAUAAACCCACAUUUUCGAGGCGCUGUUCAACCGACUCAAGAUGCACGAUUACCAUGGGAUUCAGCUACUCAACAGCAGCAACCACCACAACAGCAACAGCAACCACCACCGCCAUCUUCGCAGAACAUCAACGAACCGUUCAUCCACCCACAAUCCACGCAGUUUCAAGAUCAACGACCCUACAACCAGCCGUCCGCACCAGCUCAGCCACAACGGGAUUACAGUCAGCAAAAUGUUCAACAAAAUAAAAGCGACGAUCCUUAUGCGUACUUUUCUGACGUCUGGCAGGAAAACAAACCGCAAAAGCCGCCAUCCGUCAAUUCUAGUACUUCAUUUCAGAAUGAAACUAGUUACAAUAAGGACAGUUACUACAACAAUUUUGAUAAUAACUACAAGUCACAGAACCAGUGGGACUCGAGAGACAGUUAUCAGACAUGCUGUUCGCUAAGUACUCACAAUGUUAUGGACUAUUCGAAUGAACAGAGAGAGCACCAACCAAGCUAUCGGGAAAGGGACCUUCAUUCCCGUUCAAACUCAGAACGACCCCGCGAAAGUCGAAUUCCUUCAACAAAUUUGAGUUAUCGUAACGAAAAUUAUGACCUUAAUCGUCAGCAAAGAACGUCAAUUGGUAGCAGAACUGCACCCAGCAGUACACAGAGAGGAAUCGUAAGGUCACAGCAAAAAAGAAGUCCCGAAGGAUAUUCGGACAGAGGACCGAGGGAAUCAAGUCCAAAAAGACCAAAGUUAAGCAACAGAAAUUUGCACGAAGUGAAAACUGUCGAUACUCUGCCAGACGCAACUGGUGAUAAAAAGACGUAUGAGACCGAGGGCCCAGAAAUGAGAGAGUAUCGCAAGAAGCUUGAGGAACAGAAACGUAUGCGGGAAAAAUUUCUACGGGAAAAGGAGAACAGGCGAAAAAUCGCAGCUAUGGAGAAACAGUACGACAAAGAAAAGGCCGAGAUUGCCGCUGGCGCUGAAGAAUCGAACCAAGAAACAAAACCGGUGUCGGUUAUAACAGGCGUCACCAAGGAUCUUAAAGUUCGUCCAGCCGUCAGCAGAGGCCGAAGUCGCCCUGUCGGUGGACAAACCACAGAGGGACUGGAGAGAUCAUCCGGUAUGCGAAUUGUGCGUACAAUUCAGACCUUACAACCAACUUUGCAACCAAACGCCUCGAGUAAGGAUGGUGAAAAGAAUACGGUGGCUACAUCUGCUGUACCUACAAUUAAAGCGAACGAUGGAAUUAUCAAGAGACAAACAUCUCAGCAACAUGGAAUUCGAAGGGUAGUAAUCCACAAGACACUGCCGAACACACAAAAGGUUGCCACUACAAUACAGAAGACUGUGUCCAAUCUGCAAAAAACUGUGCAAAAGAUUGGUGGUGGCGGUAACGCAACGAGUGGAGUUCAAAAAACCAUUGUGAAGAAAAAUCUUGGAGGAAAUGCGCAAGUGUCUGUGACAAAUGCGCCCAAGAAUUUAAACAUGAACAACCAGAAGGUUGUUGUUAAUACCCAGAGUAACCAGAGGGUCGUUCUUCAGAAAUCUCCGCAGCAAACGAGGAAGUUACCGGAGAUCAAGAGCAACGUGGUGAGAAUUGAAAACUUGGCUGCUAGCACAACAGAAAAUCAAAUUCGACGGAUGUGUCAAGGAAUUGGCACGCUUGAGAGCAUACGCAUGACCGAGGGCAGUGCUACAAUCGUGUUUAAGACGCAGUCUGCUGCUCUUGUCUUUCACAAGAAAUACCAACGUAAAAUGCUCGACCUUUCAUUGAUAACGGUCCAUCUUGUCCCGCAGGCUACCGGAAACCGGCCGAUUCCUACCGUUGUAAAAAAAUCUUGAACAUCGAAUUAUGUAAAUUGAGAAAAUCACAUUCUAUGCAUUUUUAUGUAACAAUGCAAAGUAAUAAGUAUGUCUACAUGUGUCAGCUCAUGUAACUGUUUAAUCCGUUCGACUAGAGAACAAAAUAUUAGUAUAAUUUUCGACAACGUACAAGAAAAAUAGAUU
Diprion similis is the source of this 3749-nucleotide messenger RNA. RefSeq lists its product as uncharacterized. Gene Ontology annotation, molecular function: RNA binding. NCBI's taxonomy places the organism in Eukaryota, Metazoa, Arthropoda, Insecta, Hymenoptera, Diprionidae. The transcript is spliced from 12 exons. Bases 249 to 3584 code for a protein of 1111 amino acids. The record is from RefSeq and is a predicted model, not a curated record.